AUGGCUCACCAAGGCAAGGCACCACCACAACCACAAACUCAACAGCCACAGCCCCAGGCCCAGCAACAACAAGUCUCAACGAUCCCCAUCCUCCACAGCAUCGCACCAGCCAUCUUCACCCGGAUAGACGAGGACCUCCUCGCCCCAUUCGCACCACCCACCGACCCCACCGACCUGCUCAAGGCCAGGCUCCGGGAGGUCGAGGCCCACGCCGACGAGGUCCGCGCCAACCUCCUCAGCCUCUUCCGGCGCGAGUGCCUCCGCAUCAUCCAGGAGGCGGGGGCGCAGGACGCCGCCGAGGGGGAGGACACGCUGCACCUGGCGCCCCUCGUGUCCCAGCAGGAGGUCGACGACAUGAUCGCCAACAUGAGGCGGGACGCCGGCGAGGACCGCGCCAGGUCCCGGGACCGGGUGCUCAUGCAGAACGACAUCUUCGAGCAGCCCAACAUGAACGUGCUGCCCAAGAGGAACGCGAGGGAGACGGCCGUGGCGCAGAUCCAGUCCGUCAUCAGCCAGGGGCUAUGCGAUAUUGAAUCGUACAAGGCCAAGGUGGAGGAGGUCAAGCAACAGAUCAAGGACGAGAUGGGCAGGGGGACACGGCGGCAGGACACGGAUCGGAUGGAUUUAGAUUUUUGA
Messenger RNA from Clonostachys solani, 636 nucleotides. NCBI's taxonomy places the organism in Eukaryota, Fungi, Ascomycota, Sordariomycetes, Hypocreales, Bionectriaceae. The record is from the annotation of a GenBank genome assembly.